Molecule: messenger RNA, 651 nt
Organism: Nymphaea colorata (pocket water lily)
Lineage: Eukaryota; Viridiplantae; Streptophyta; Magnoliopsida; Nymphaeales; Nymphaeaceae
Exons: 7
Coding region: 1-651 (216 amino acids)
Biological process (GO): magnesium ion homeostasis
Cellular component (GO): intracellular membrane-bounded organelle
Source: RefSeq, a predicted model, not a curated record
AUGGCACAGGCCUUUCCUCAUGAAAAUGGUUGUACUUGUGUUCUAGGGUGGUUGUACAAGGUGCUGGCCCAGAUCAUUCCAGAGGCCAUCUGUUCAAGAUAUGGACUUGCUGUGGGUGCCAAUUUUGGUAGGGCUUGUCCAUAUUCUGAUGAUAAUUUGCUAUCCAAUCGGGAAGGUGACCCCAUGCAGAAAGAAAAAUCGUUUUGUUCUAUCCUGGACUUUCUGCUUGGACAGAAUGAGUCUGCACUUUUCAGGUGGCGUGCACAACUGAAAGCUCUCAUUUCUAUCCAUAGCAAAGAGGUUGGUAAAGGUGGGGAACUGACACAUGAUGAGGCAACAAUUAUUAGUGGUGCACUCCAUUCGACUGAAAAGCUGGGAAGACCUCUUGAGGAGGACUUAGCAAGCGGGGGGCAUCAUUCCUCUUCAACUACUGUUCCUGACCUGAUUCUUCAAGCUUCAGCUGGUGAAGAGGUCACAUUUGUCUUUGCCAAUCAAGUCGGUGGAAAGCUGGUUCCAGUUGAGCCAAUGGAAAGAAAGUCACCCGUUCCAGAGACCAUCCUGAUGACACCCCCUAAUCCUAGUUCUGCACUUUCAUCACAUAAAGGUUGUGCCUUGUCCCAUUUGGUUGAAGACUCGAGCAUAUGUACGUAG